Molecule: messenger RNA, 1848 nt
Organism: Symbiodinium necroappetens
Lineage: Eukaryota; Dinophyceae; Suessiales; Symbiodiniaceae
Source: the annotation of a GenBank genome assembly
GCAUGCCUUCAGCGUGCCACAUCUCUUCUAGACAAGGCCCAGAGCAGACGUGGUGCCUUGCCAACGAACCCGGACUUCCUCACCUUGGAAGGGUAUCAAUGCUUGGCACGGCACAUCCUUGCUCAACGACCGGAGAUUGGAAAUUACUUGGUGCGAGCAGAAAACCUUUUUGAUGCUGCGUUGAAGCUCAAAAGGUCGUCUCCUCGUGCUCUCAUGGGAAAGGCUUGUGUCAGGGCCAGCCGGCGUGACUGGAAGCAGGCUCUGGAAUGUUUCAGAAAAGUGCUGCGGCGUGCAGCUCCACAUGCCCCACAAGGAGGAGAACAGCUGAAUGCAAUCAAAGAGGUGCGCUUUGCGCUUGCGACUUGCUUUGCUGGUCUGGGACGACACCAGCAGGCGAAGAACGCUCUUCAGGGCGUAGUGGCUGCCGACGCAAAGGACGUCGAAGCCUUGUGUGCCCUGGCCUACUUGGAGUCCAAGACGGGCAAGGGCAACGAAGCAAAGCAACGUGCUGCUGAAAAAAUGGCACAGGCCAUGAAUGCCGAUCCGACUCACCCUGCAGUCUUAUGUCGAGCUGCUGACCAUUCGUUUAGUUGUGGUCUGCAGGAAGCACGUGCCGGCAAGGCUUUACCUGAUGCUUGGAAGCUGGCAAAGAAACUGCUCCAAAGGGCUUUGGACAACAGCGACGUGCCACAGGUCGUCGCUGAAGUCCAAUACCAACUUGGAAGAAUGGAACAUGCCCAAGGGCGUUUCAGCGAGGCUAGAGAACUGUACAAGCAAUGCGUCCAGAUUAAUCCCGAUCAUCUUGCAGGGGUGUAUGUCUUUGCGCAGUGCUUGGUGCACGAGCGAUACUUUUCACAAGCCGUGACGGUCCUCGAGAAGGCACCGCCACAGCUUCGCAAAGAGCCAGAGGUCAAAAAGUUGUUGACGGCCGCCUACCUGGCAACAGGAGAGCACGACAAGCAGGCGGCAACAGUGUCUGACUCCUUGGUCACGAUGUGUCCAGAAGAUAUCGAGGCUUGGGCUAUGCGAGCAGAGGCUUAUUCCAGGCUCGAGAAGAUCGUUAAGCCAAAGGUAACGAUUGACUCGUAUGAACGAAUGGCGAAACUGAUGCAGGCAAGCCCCGAAGCCCGUGCGAAAGUCACUCCGCAAAUGUGGAAUAACCUUGGCACGAUCAGGGCUAUGCAUGGGGAUCCAGCCGAUGCCAAAGAGGCAUAUGAUAGCGGCAUGGAGCGCGUCGAGUCCCUGCAACAGCUUGGAGAGGCUCAGGCUGGCCAGUCCGAGAAGGACCUGCGUGUGGCCGAGAUCACUAUGCGUUUCAACAAGGCCUGGCUGGCAGAAAGCCAGCCGCAAGAAGGCGAGAUGCAGGAGGCGGUUCGAUUGUAUUUGGCGCUGACGGAGGAGGUGAAGUGGUUUGCCGAUGCUUUCCUGCAGCUUGGAGGGCUAUGGCAGCGCGUGGGCAAGAAGGAAGAGGCUUUGAGAAAUUUUCAGCAGGCGAUCAAGUACAGCCCCUUUCUGGGCAAGCUUCUCUGUUCUGAGGCACUCCGUGCAUCAGGUAAAUACGAAGAAGCACUCAAGUGGGGUGAGAAGGCGGCAAGAGGGGCACAAGCCAAUGAGUCUCAGUAUGCCAACGUCUUUGUCGGCAAUCUUUGCUACGAGGCUUCAACUCAUCACAAGACACCGCCGCAGAUGAUCGAUACCUACUUGAAGAAGGCAUUGACCUAUUACCUCAAAGCGCUGGAUGCCAAGAAGGACUGCCAGUUUGCAGCAAACGGCAUUGGUAUUGUUUUCGCAAAGCGUGGAAAGAUGGACUGUGCCAAGCAGUUCUUCGAGAGCGUGAUGAACCACCAG